Syzygium oleosum is the source of this 1816-nucleotide messenger RNA. RefSeq lists its product as uncharacterized. Bases 145 to 546 code for a protein of 133 amino acids. The transcript has a single exon. NCBI's taxonomy places the organism in Eukaryota, Viridiplantae, Streptophyta, Magnoliopsida, Myrtales, Myrtaceae. The record is from RefSeq and is a predicted model, not a curated record.
AAGCGUUACAUUUUUCGGGGGGGAACCUACGCUUCCUCCCUGUCUCUCUCCGUCUCUGUCCGAAGAAGAUGCAAGCUUCGACAUCGACGCUCGAACGAUGAGCACGUCGUUCUUGAUCGCCCGAAGGUGGUCCCUGCUCGUUCGAUGUCCGCUUCCGACGCCGGCGCCGGCGAUCGGAGGAGGAGCGACGGCGGCAAUGGCCGCAACUUCACGGUGUCCGGAAAGGUCCCGUCGUUCUCCAGCCUCCUCUCCUCCGCGCGCUGGAGGCGGUCCCGCGCCAAGAACGACGGCGGGGUGUGCGACUCUUGCGGCGGCCCCGUCGCUGCUGGGAUGGACUCCGGAUCCUCGGGGAAGAAGAGGGUCGUCGGCGGCGGCGGCUGUCUUGGCCGCGCCUUCUGUGUCGGCAGGCCCAGGGCGCUGGAAGCGCCGGUGGCGUCCCGCUCAAGCGACCCCAAUGAUCCCGCAUUCAGUCAGGAGAUGAUGAGGGCUUCGUUGGAAAAGAACGAUUUCUACUCCAAGGAAUGCAAUCCCCACUUGAGUCGUUGACUUUGGGGGGCGGUCUUGCUUGAGUCACAGUUGAUGAGGUUCUGAAAAAAAGUUCGCUUCUUUAUUCGGGGUCCUUGGCGGCGGGUAACGGCUGAUGAGUUUUAGAUUAAUUGUGUCUGUGUUUGGGUAAUUGAUGAAUGGAUUUGAGUGGUUGGUGGCAAUGCGGCAUGAUUAGGAAGACAGAGGCUCUGAAUUUUUUAGAUGGUUUUAGUGUACGGUGUCAAAUGGUCACUUCGGGUUGAUUGUUCAACAGGGAAGCUGAAUGUGUAAAGUAUGACUACGGAGGGUUGGUUGUUUGAACAUUUCAAUGACAGCAUUAUGGGACUAGGAAUAAUGGGGAAAAGAUUUGGUUUGGAUGGAAUCGAAUUCAGUAUUAAUCGAUGAUGUUGCGGAUCGAUUGAUGACUGAUAGUUUGGAUGGAAUUCGUUGAAAAAACUUGGUUUGAAUGCAAUAAUGUGUGUAGUGACUUUGAGCUCAUGGAUUGACGUCAGUGGUGUUGCAAAUCGAUGAUGACUCGUAGUUUCUUCGACAGUUUAUUUAGACGGCUUGUCUUUCUGCAAUUCAGUGGAGUGGGCACUUACCGAGUUCUUUCGGCAGUUCAAUGGAUUAAAAACUCACUGAGUUUGGGUUUUCAGUGAGUGGCUUUGAGUGUUUUAUGGCAAUGCGGCAUGAAUAGGAAGACAAAGACUAUGAAUUUUCAGAUGGUUUUUGUGUACGGUGCCAAAUUGUCACUUGGCUUGAUUGUUCAUUAGGAGAGGUGAAUGUGGAAAAUUCGAGUAUGAAGGGUCGGCCGGUUUGAACAUUUCAGUGCCAGCAGUAUGGGAAAUAGGAGUCAUGGCAAAACAUUUGGUACGGAUGGAAUGAAAGUUAAGUUAAGACUCUUAAGACUUAUCCAAUUGCCUAUGCAAAUCAACGAGGCAUCCUAAUUUCUUCGAACUUCAUUAAAACUGCUUGUCUCUCAGCAGUUUGAAGGAGUGGACGAGUUAGAUGCAGUUGGGGGGACUACUGGGAAAUCGGAUGAUUUCUUCAAGAAAAAGGGUGUACUCCAGCUUCACUGACGCUGAAUUUUUUUAUUUGUUUGGUGGUGUGACUUUGAUAGUCUGUUGAUACCACUUGAAGUAUCAUGAGACUGGGUGUUUCUGAGAGGAAAAAUUUGUUUUUAGUGCCUGUUGUUCUUCCUCCUUUCCCUAAAGAAGAAACAGAAAUAGAUGUUUUAACGCAAUAAACGAGUAAACCAUUAUGAACAUAAUAAUCUUCUUUUUGGACCUAA